Molecule: messenger RNA, 6246 nt
Organism: Phyllostomus discolor (pale spear-nosed bat)
Lineage: Eukaryota; Metazoa; Chordata; Mammalia; Chiroptera; Phyllostomidae
Gene: ATP10B
Product: ATPase phospholipid transporting 10B (putative)
Exons: 21
Coding region: 262-4572 (1436 amino acids)
Biological process (GO): phospholipid translocation
Cellular component (GO): plasma membrane
Molecular function (GO): ATP hydrolysis activity; ATP binding; magnesium ion binding
Source: RefSeq, a predicted model, not a curated record
UGGCCUGGCAAGUGCACACCUGUCCUUUGCAAACUCUUUCUUUCCUUGUUAGAUUUCUCCCCCCGGGUGUUUGUACACUGGCUUUUUGUUUUUAAUUUGCCUUUAAAAAGGAGAGAGAAGUUUUCAGCAGAGAAGGAGGUAAAAGAUGUCGGAGACAUGACUCGCUGGUGGCUGAACAAUGGAACUGAACAGGGAGAAACCUCUUCUCCAUGGAACUCACAAGCCACCCUGUGAGAAUUAAAGAGCCGGGACUGAGCAGAGAUGAGAAAGGAAGAAGGGAAGAGAAGGCGGAAGAAGAAAGAAGACAAGAAACGAGUGGUGGUCUCCAGCCUGCCCUUUGAAGGAGGGUCCCGCAAAGAGAACCCCAACAGGCACUACUGCGGGAACCAGGUUAAGACCAGCAAGUACACCGUGCUGUCCUUCGUGCCCAAGAACAUCUUCGAGCAGCUACAUCGGUUUGCCAACAUCUAUUUUGUGGGCAUCGCGGUUCUGAAUUUCGUCCCCGUGGUCAAUGCCUUCCAGCCCGAGGUGAACCUGAUACCGAUCUGUAUCAUCCUGGGGGUCACCGCCAUCAAGGAUGCCUGGGAAGACCUCCGGAGGUACAAAUCCGAUAAGGUGAUCAAUAACAGAGAGUGCCUCGUCUAUAGCAGGAAAGAACAGCGCUACGUGCAGAAACACUGGGAGGAUGUGCGCGUGGGGGACUUCAUCCAGAUGCACUGCAAUGAGAUCAUCCCGGCCGACAUACUGCUCCUCUUUUCCUCGGACCCCAGCGGCAUCUGCCACCUGGAAACCGCCAACCUGGAUGGAGAGACGAACCUCAAACAGAGGCGUGUGGUGAAGGGCUUCUCCCAGCAGGGGGCACAGUUCGAACCAGAACGUUUCCACAGCACCGUCGUGUGUGAGAAACCCAACAACCACCUCAGCAAAUUCAAGGGUUAUAUGGAGCACCCUGACCAGACCAGGACCGGCUUUGGCAGUGAGAGUCUCCUGCUUCGAGGCUGCACCAUCCGAAACACCGAGGCGGCUGCUGGCAUCGUCAUCUAUGCAGGCCACGAGACGAAAGCCAUGCUGAACAACAGCGGCCCGCGGUACAAACGCAGCAAGAUCGAGCGCCGCAUGAACACCGACAUCUUCUUCUGCAUCGGGCUCCUCUUCCUCAUGUGCCUUAUCGGAGCGAUAGGCCACGGCCUGUGGAACAGGACCUUCAGAGAGCACCCUCCCUUCGACGUGCCAGAUGCCAAGGGCAGCUUCCCACCCCUCGCCCUGGAGGGCUUCUACAUGUUCCUCACGAUGAUCAUCCUGCUCCAGGUGCUGAUCCCGAUCUCACUGUACGUGUCCAUCGAGCUGGUGAAGCUCGGGCAAGUCUUCUUCCUGCACAACGACCUCGACCUGUACGACGAAGAGACCGACUCGCCCAUUCAGUGCCGGGCCCUCAACAUCACGGAGGACCUGGGCCAGAUCCAGUACGUCUUCUCGGACAAGACGGGGACGCUGACGGAGAACAAGAUGGUGUUCCGGCGCUGCACCAUCGUGGGCAGCGAGUAUUCUCACCAGGAAAACGCCAAGCGACUGGAGAUCCCAAAGGAGCUGGACUCGGACAGUGAAGAGUGGACCCAAUACCAGUGCCUGUCCUUCCCCUCCAGAAGGGCCCAAGGUCCAACAGCCACGAGGAGCCAAGGAGGGGGCCAGCCUCUGAGGAGGAGCCAGAGCGCCCAGGUGCCCAUGCAGGGCCACUCCCGACAAAGGUCGGUGGGGCGCUGGGAAAAUGCACAGUCCCCGGUGGCCUUCAGCAGCUCCAUAGAAAAAGAUGUGACUCCAGAUAAAAACCUACUGACCAAGGUGCAAGAGGCUGCCCUGUGGCUGGGGACCUUGCCAGACUCCAGACCCGCCAGGCCUGCCCUCUCCACCACCUCCUCCAUCGCUGACUUCUUCCUCGCCCUAACCAUCUGCAACUCCGUCAUGGUCUCCACAACCACCGAGCCCAGGCAGAGGGUCACCAUGCCCCCCUCCACCAAGGCUCCGGGGACGUCCCUGGAGAAGAUCCAGCAGCUCUUCCAGAAGUUGAAGCUUUUGAGCCUCAGCCAGUCUUUCUCAUCCACUGCGCCCUCUGGCGCCGACCUGGGGGAGAGAUUGGGGGCCAACGUGCCCACUACGGACUCCGAUGAAAAAGAGGACGAUGCCUCUGUGUGCAGCGGAGGCUACUCCACUGAUGGCAGCUGCAGGAGCAGCACGUGGGACCAAGGUGACAUGCUGGUGUCUGGGUCGGGCGCCUCCUUGGAGGCGGCUCUGGAGGACCCGGCCCUAGGCCUGGCCGGCUCCGAACUGUGUUACGAGGCCGAGAGCCCUGAUGAGGCCGCCCUGGUGCACGCCGCCAAUGCCUACAGCUUCACGCUCAUGUCCCGGACACCCGAGCAGGUGACCGUGCGCUUGCCCCAGGGCACCUGUCUCACUUUCAGUGUCCUCUGCACCCUGGGCUUUGACUCUGUCAGGAAGAGAAUGUCUGUGGUGGUGAAGCACCCGCUGACAGGUGAGAUCAUCGUCUACACCAAGGGCGCCGACUCGGUGAUCAUGGACCUGCUGGAAGACCCUGCCCGCGUGACUGACGCUGAUGUGGAAAAGAAGGUGAGGAGAAUCCGAGCCCGGACCCAGAAGCACCUAGACUUGUACGCAAGAGAUGGCCUCCGAACUCUGUGCAUCGCCAAGAAGGUCAUAAGCGAGGAGGACUUCCGGCGGUGGGCCAGUUUCCGGCACGAGGCUGAGGCGGCCCUUGAAAACCGAGAGGAGCUUCUGAUGGAGACCGCGCAGCAUCUGGAGAAUCAGCUCACCUUACUCGGAGCCACUGGGAUCGAAGACCGGCUGCAGGAGGGAGUGCCCGACACGGUGGCCGCUCUGCGGGAAGCCGGGAUCCAGCUCUGGGUCUUGACUGGAGAUAAGCAGGAGACAGCGGUCAACAUCGCCCACUCCUGCAGACUGUUGGAUCAGACCGACACCGUGUACUCCAUCAACACCGAAAACCAGGAGACCUGUGAAUCCAUCCUCGACUGCGCGCUGGAAGAGGUAAAGCAAUUUCAUGGACCACAGAAGCCAGACCGCAAGCUCUUCGGGUGGUGCCUGCCUUCUGAGACACCCGCCCCCACCUCGGGAGCGGCCGUUCCGAAGGUUGGACUGGUCAUCGAUGGGAAAACGCUGAACACCAUCUUCCAGGGGAAGCUGGAGAAGAAGUUUCUGGAGCUGACCCAGCACUGCCGGUCCGUCCUGUGCUGCCGCUCCACCCCGCUGCAGAAGAGCGUGAUCGUCAAGCUGGUGCGAGACAAGCUGGGCGUCAUGACACUUUCCAUAGGUGACGGAGCAAACGACGUCAGCAUGAUUCAGGCUGCAGAUAUCGGGAUCGGAAUAUCUGGACAGGAAGGCAUGCAGGCUGUCAUGUCCAGCGACUUCGCCAUCUCCCGCUUCAGCCACCUCAAGAAGCUGCUGCUCGUGCACGGCCACUGGUGCUACUCGCGGCUGGCCAGGAUGGUGGUGUACUACUUCUACAAGAACGUGUGCUACGUCAACCUGCUCUUCUGGUACCAGUUCCUCUGCGGUUUCUCGGGCUCCACCAUGAUCGACUACUGGCAGAUGAUCUUCUUCAAUCUCUUCUUCACCUCGCUGCCUCCGCUCGUCUUCGGGAUCCUCGACAAAGACGUCUCUGCGGAAACGCUCCUGGCGCUGCCCGAGCUGUACAAGAGCGGCCAGGACUCCGAGUGCUAUAACCUGCGGACCUUCUGGAUCUCCAUGAUGGAUGCGUUCUACCAGAGCCUCGUCUGCUUCUUCGUCCCUUAUCUGACCUACAGGGACUCCGACAUCGACGUCUUCACCUUUGGGACCCCCAUCAACACCAUCUCCCUCGCCACCAUCCUCCUGCACCAGGCGAUGGAAAUGAAGACUUGGACCGUCAUCCACGCGCUGGUGCUCGCCGGCAGCUUCCUGAUGUACUUUGCGGUGACCCUAGUGUACAACGCCACCUGCGUCACCUGCAACAGUCCCACCAACCCCUACGGCGUGAUGGAAGGCCAGCUCUCGGACCCCACGUUCUACCUCGUCAGCUUCCUCACACCGGCCGUGGCUCUUCUCCCAAGGUACUUUUUCUUAUCGCUACAAGGGACAUAUGGGAAGUCCCUGAUCACCAAAGCUCAGAAAAUUGACAAACUCCCAGCAGACAAAAGAGACCUGGAAAUCCAGAGCUGGAGAAGCAGACACAUGCCUGCCCCUGUCCCCAGAGACCCUCAGCCCACCCACCGUCCGGUGCCACCUGUCCCUGAACGGGACUUCAGGACCAGCACCCCAAAGAGCUCCGGCCCCCCCAAGCAGAAGUGCAAAGAGAGCCGGGGGGUGCACGGAGAGAGAAGCAGCAGAGAGCACACAAGGGAUAACCCGUGCUCAGCGGACCCCUCAGUGAAUCUCUCCUCCAGAGAGCACCUCCUCCUGAGCAGCAUGAUGGCCCCCGGGCCCCCCGAGAGUGGACAGACCGGUGCAUACCAGCGCUCGAGCAGGGGCCGCCAUCGCCGAUCCCAGAGCUCGAUGACCAUAUGAGGGGCCUGCAGAAACCCUCGCAUGCUCAGAGGAGGCCGCCCUGGCACUGGUCCCGUGGACCCAAGACUCCUCCUCUUCGCAAAGGACAGAAGGAGCCCGUCCUACUCUUUCGUCCCGACCAGUCUUGACUUCCUUGGAGAAAGUGCUGGUCCCAAGGGGUUUAACAACAACAACAACAAAAAAAAGACUGGAAACCAGUCGACCUCUAGUUUUCUCCUGCUGCCAGGCAGCACGUCUUGCAAACAGAGUUUUCUCAAGAGGCUCCGUGUCUGUGGCCCUGAGUUCCCAAAUGUUUUAGCUCAGAGACGGCCUUCUGCUCUGCUAGAAAAGUACAGCCUAACAGGCCCAAUGUGUAAGUUUCCAAGAUUCCAAGAAAUAUAUCCACCCAGGCCAUCUCUCAGGCUAUGGAAGUUUCUGGGCUUGUCAAACCGUCACCUCACCCCGUGGGCGCCAGAGUUUCAAUUUCAGAAGAGACCCACACACGCUGGGGUUUCGUCUUGUCGGUGCUGCAGAGAUGGCUGUGUCGGGGUUAACACCUCUUCCGACCACAAAGCGUUGGGUCGCUUUUUGUCUCUAAGCCAAAGCAAACCACAUCUGAAGAUUAAAACUAGACCUGAACUCAGUGCCACAGACACGUCGGGGGGCUGUAGGGCCCCAGCCAGUGGUGUAAGAGGCAGAAAGAACCUCUGUUCUUUCUUGGUGUGCGGAUCCGCACACUAAGGGAAAUGCGCGUCCCAGGACCCAGGCUUCAGCUGACAGACCCUAUGUCCCACAGCCUCGGGAAUCUACUGAGAGGGCAGCACUUUUUGUAAAGCUAUUUAUUGUAUUUAUUUUUAAAGAAAAGGACUCCUGCUCAUCCAGCUCUCGGAACAGGAAAACGCUAAGGCCAGUAGAUCUUAGCACACCUGCACCCAGAAUAGACCCACAGGAUAGGAGCCACUCGGAGCCCAAACAAUGAUAUCUGUAAGGGCAGGGUCAAUGUCAAACCCUAUUCCUUAAGCCCAGCCCAGAGACACACCAUCGGGAGGACACGGGCACAUGCUUCCAUUCAGCUGGGGAGACUCACAGGGAGUCUCAUUCCCAGGGAAAAGGAGGACUUCAUAGGCUUCUUAACCCUAGAGGUAGUAAAUUCCAAAAACGUAGCCACUCAAAACAGUGUUGAAAUAAAAGAACGGAAGGUAGAAUUCUAGCAAGCUCUCCAGAGAAGCCAGGUCUUCGAUGGGCAAGGAGAGCCUGUCCCCAGUCUUUCAAGGCAAGUCAGGGAGGGCUCCUAAACCCUUUCUCCUUCAGGUGGUGCCUCUACGUUAGGCAAAAUUCCUUUGGGUUAGGAAUGAACAGGAUGAGCCUUUGAGCCCAAGAGUCAUAGCCACCUGGCUUGAGUAACUUCUCGGCAACGAUGCCCAAAAAGAUCUCCACAACCAACCUGGCAAACGGCCGACUGAGCUGGUCCUCCGACCACCUGCAGACAAACCUGAACUGGAGCAGCUGUUUGGAGCGCCAUCCUGGAGCCAAAACGCUGGAUCUCUUUCACUGACUGCCACACAAUGACACCAGCAGCACUGGCCAGCUGGUGGGUAUUCAGGGGAGUCCUGUGAUACAAUGACAUGCAUUGUCCCGAAUGAGGGGAUUGAGCCAAAACUUGGAUCUCAGGGUCCCUUACUCCAUGCGAUUCCU